UCAGCGGGUUUAACUUGUGCUCCAGUGAUGAAGGUUGUUCUGUUCCUCCUCUCCCUCACGGUGUGUCUGAAGUCUCCCUGUGUCCUGGCGAAGACUUUGGAGUUCUUCAUCGCAGCAGUGGAAACUAAGUGGGAAUAUGUGUUUACAGACACAACAGAUCCUACUGCAAACCAGAGGAAAUUUGCAUCUGGUGUCCAGAAAUACAUCAAGGCUGUAUAUACAGAAUACACUGAUUCUACUUUUACAGCACCAAAGUCAAAACCUCCCUGGGCUGGUAUUCAAGGCCCGACUAUCAGAACAGUGGUGAACGACAGGGUUGUGGUGCACUUCAAAAACUUUGCAUCACAAUCUUUCAGCAUUUCUCCCAUCGGCAUUCAGUACUGGAAACAAUCGGAAGGCGCAGGGUACGAGGACUUCAGCUCUGUUCAGGAGCGAGCGGAUGAUGCAGUGCCUCCUGGUGGUUACUACAAGUACGUGUGGGACAUUUCCCCCAACUCCGGGCCAACCACAUCAGAUCCAGACUGCCUUACCUACAUUUACUCAUCACAGGUGGACAUCAUCCGAGACUUGAACAGCGGACUCGUCGGGACUCUCCUGAUCUGUAAAACAGAGGCUCUGACUGAGGAGAGACAGCGGAAGGUUCCGGAGUUCAUUUUGCUUCUUGCUGUCUUCGAUGAGAGUAAAAGUUGGUACCGGGAAGUUGGCCGAGCAGACAAACUGAAGAAAACAUCAAGUCCAACCCAGUACCACACCAUCAAUGGAUACAUCAACUCAACAUUACCAGGUCUAACUGUGUGCCAGAAGAGUCCAGUAGUGUCCUGGCAUCUUAUUGGUCUUGGCUCGACCCCAGAGAUCCACAGCAUCCAGUUUGAAGGACACACAUUAAAGGUGUUCGACCAUAAGCGGGUAACUGUAGAGAUGACGCCCAUGACCUUCACUACAGCCCUCAUGAAGCCAUCUGCUACCGGAAAGUUUCUGAUCUCUUGCGAGAUCCACUCUCAUCAGACAGCUGGUAUGAAUGCGUUCUUCACUGUUGACAACUGUCCUGAACCUGUGGUGGCCCCAAUCCCAGACAAACGAAACGUCAUACGUGAUGAUGAUGAUGAGGAGGAGGAUGAAGACAACAUGAUCUCCAUUGUGUUCAAGCAAGGAGGCCCUGUAUCAGUGCUUCGAUCGAGCGCCAAGGGAAGACCUAAAGUGUGGGUUCAUUACAUCGCUGCAGAGGAGAUGCACUGGGACUAUUCGUCUCAAAGCGGCGAUCGGACUUCAUCGUCGUCAGCAGCAGGAUCUGAGUGGUUCAGAAAAGGUCCUCAGCGCUUGGGUGGUGUUUAUAAGAAAGUGGCUUUCGUGGAGUACACAGACAAGACCUUCACUAAGAAGAAAAUCACUGGCAAAAUGCUGAUAGGCCCAGCGCUCAGAGGGGAAGUGGGAGACAAAUUUCAGAUUGUUUUUAAAAAUAUGGCCAGUCGACCAUUCAACCUUUAUCCAAAUGGCCUGACCAGUGUUCAGCCUUUGAAGAACACAAACAAGGACAAACCGGUGGACCUUCGUUCUUUGGCCGUUCCCCCUGGUGAGAUAAUGAUGUACCUCUGGAAACUGACAGCUGAAGAUGGACCCACAGAAGCUGACCCACGAUGCCUCACGCGCUUAUACCAGAGUAUGCUGGAUCCCAUCCAGGACGUGGCAUCUGGGCUGGUGGGACCCCUCAUCAUCUGCAAAUCCCAAUCUCUGGACAAAAGAGGCAGAGUGGUAACUUCAGAUAAAGAGAAGAAGCUCUUGUUCACUGUGUUUGAUGAAAACAGAAGCUGGUACUUUGAGGAGAACAUGAAAAAAAACAGUGAAGAUCCAACUAAGAUUGACCGCAAUGAUCCAGAUUUCUACAAUUCUAAUGUCAUGCACACUGUUAAUGGGUUCAUGUUCAACCACCUACAAUUCAGGAUGUGUGUUGGCGAUGUCAUACUCUGGCAUGUGGCAAGCAUUGGCAUGCAAAACAACUUCCUGUCAGUCUACUUCACAGGAAACACGUUUGAGAGGGAUAAAACAUAUGGCACUGUCCUCACACUCUUCCCAAUGACUGGAGACACAGUCACCAGUGAAGUGGAGAUGCUAGGUGAAUGGGAGGUCAGCGCAUUUGACCCGUCUCUGAAACAGCGAGGCAUGAGUGUUCACUACACGGUUGUUAACUGUGAAAGAGUCCUACCUGUGGUGGACAAUGAAGACUACGAUGACGAAUUAAAUGAAUUCAUUGAACAGAAUUUCCCGAUUCCACGAAGCACAAUGGAAAAGGACCGCACUAUCGCUGUUCGCGUGUGCCAAAACAGAACUGUGACAGACUCUGCGAUUGGGCGAGAAAACAUGAGCUCAGACACGGAGAGACAAAACAGAACUCGUGUGUGUGAGAUAAGAUAUAUUCCCAUAAAGCGGGAAAACGAUCUGGAUGUGCUAUCACAGGGCGGUAUUCCACAGGAUAUUUUGGAUCAACUGGACGGGGAGAUGAGUGGAAAUUCCUUGGAACGUCAAAAAAGGUCCCACCAUGAAUCUGAGCCUUACAGAAGAAGGCCAAAUGUGAUUGAUCCUACAGUCAUAUCAAAUACAGCAGAAAACAAGGCAUUAACAGGAAAACAUCAAAAUAUGAACAUUGCAAACAUACAGUUGAAUGAAGAUGACAAUAAAACUCAUCCAACAAAUGACCUAUUUCGAAAAUUACUUUUUAAAGAUAAAAACCUGUUGAACCACCAACUUCUAAACGACUCUACGGAAGAGAAAUCAGAGAAAGUGAGGAAUCGAAGGGAGUUGUGGAGCGUCAGCAAAGACAAAAUAAACAAAGUGGAUGCGAAAGUUAAGAGCAACAAUGAAGUUCUGAAAGACUCUGGAAGUUCUGGUCUAAAGCAGGAUAAUAUGGAGGAAAGUUUGAAUCUUCAUAGCUAUGACUACAAAGAUCCAAAGAAGUUCCAACCAGAUUUGGAAUCAGUUUUGGAGCCAGUGUCAAAUUCAUCAGAUAACCAGACCUAUGGCAGGAAAUCACUGGCAAGUGACUAUGAUGAUUAUGGCGAUGAAGGAAGUGUUCUCGGUUUGGAGCAUCAUGUUGAAGAUAAUGUCGGCAUUAGGUCCACGGAAUCAAGGUUCAGAAGUUACUAUAUCGCAGCAGAGGAAAUCAUGUGGGAUUAUGGGAUCAAUAAACCAGCUCAACUCAUCAAACCAAGGGACAUGCGGAGGGGAAUGAGAAAAUAUUACCCAGCCUAUAAAAAAGUGGUUUUCAGAGCCUAUCAGGACAGAGAUUUCAAGCAUCCAAUCAAACGAGGAGAACUGGACGAGCACCUCGGCAUUAUGGGUCCUGUGUUGAAGGCAGAAAUCAAUGAUGUUCUUACUGUGGUUUUCAAGAACCUGGCAUCCAGACCGUACUCUUUCCACUUGCAUGGGGUGUACGAUAAGACGCAGGGGAGUUUUAGCCCUGGAACGGGCCCAGAAGGCACCAAGGCCGAACAAGUACCAGGUGAUCCAGUUCCUCCAGGGGAGGAGAGGGUUUACAACUGGAGAAUCUCCAGACGACAAGGUCCCUCAGCGUCAGAGUUUGACUGCAAGGCUGGAGCAUACUACUCCGACGUUAACAUGGAGAAGGACAUAAACUCUGGUCUUAUCGGUCCGGUGCUGAUAUGUCGUCCUGGUAUCCUUCGUCCACGCGACUUGCUUCAGCCCGACGUGAUGGAUUUCUUCCUUCUCUUCACCACCUUUGAUGAAAGAAAGAGCUGGUACCUCGACUACAACACCAGGAAGUUUUGCACCCCUCCCUGCCAGGCCAAAGUAGAUGACCCAUGGUUCGAGAUGAGCAACAAGUUUGCGGCUAUUAAUGGCUAUGUGUCAGAGACGCUUCCUGGCCUGAUAGUUGAACAGUACCGGACGGCUCGCUGGCACCUCCUCAACGUUGGGGGUCAAGGCGAGUUUCACGCCAUACACUUCCACGGACUGCCGUUCGGAGUCGGAAAAGAUCAGGAACACCGUAUGGGAGUUUUCAAUCUCUAUCCCGGGGUUUUUGGGACGGUGGAGAUGAGGCCAGCCAUCGUAGGCACCUGGUUAAUAGAGUGCACUAUAGGAGAACAUCAGAUGGCAGGCAUGAGGGCCAAGUUGCUGGUCUACAACCCACGAUGCAUUCAGCCAUUGGGAAUGCAGUCAGGAUGGAUUGACAACAAACAAAUAACAGCCUCUGACCACUCUGGUGUCUGGAAGCCAAGUUUAGCCAGACUUGAGUUAUCUGGCUCUAUUAAUGCCUGGAUGGGCAGCGGCACAGACUCCUGGCUCCAGGUGGAUCUACUGAGGCCCAUGCUUCUUCAUGGCAUUCGGACUCAGGGUGCAAAGACCUCGAUGGGUUUGAGCGAGUAUUUCACUAUCCUGUACACCGUCAGUUACAGCAUUGACCAGGAGAACUGGACUACCUACCGAGGAAACAGUACCAAGCCAUCUUAUACCUUCAAUGGAAACAUGGACGGUUCCAGAAUAAAGGAGAACUUGUUUUCUCCACCCAUUGUGGGUCGCUACAUCCGAAUUCACCCACUGACUUUUCAUAUACAUAAAUAUAUAAAAGCAUGUUUGUUUGUGUGUUUGUCAGGUUGUUCUAUGCCGCUGGGAAUGGAGCGCAGGUUGAUUCCCAGCAGCAGCAUCAGUGCCUCCUCAUUCUUAAACAAGUGGUUACUGUCCUGGAGUCCCGACCUCGCUAGACUCCACCAGGAGGGGCAAGCAAAUGCAUGGAGACCCAAGACUAAUAACCCUCAUGAGUGGUUACAGGUGGACUUUCUCUCUGUGAAGAGAGUGACCGGGGUGGUCACACAGGGGGCUCGAUCUAUCCUGAAACCAAUGAUAGUCACUGAAUUUACCGUCUCUAUUAGCAAUGAUGGUCACAAAUGGUCCAGUGUGAAGGAGCAGGGCACAGACAGUGAAAAGAUCUUUGAGGGAAACAGCGAGCAUGAUGAAGAGGCGCUGAACGUGUUUGAUCCUCCCCUGUUCGCUCGCUUUAUACGGAUUCACCCGAAAGGCUGGGUCAACGAUAUUGCCCUGCGGCUGGAGCUUUUGGGCUGUGACACUCAACCAGCCCUUUGAGAGAAAGUGAGAUCGAUCCAUUGUGGUUGAAAGACUUUGUCUAAACGUCUAAAAACCACACGGCUCUGUUCCAAACUAUACGUUUGCAUCAUAGUAUGUGACUGAUCUGCUAGGCCGGUCUGGUGGUUUUAGAGUGGUUUUGUGCACUUGUCAGCUGGGAGACUGCCUAUGAUGCCUAAAAAUGCUGUCUAGGUAGGCAGCUCACUUUGGCUUUGAACAGAGCCCACAUAAGCACUACAUAGGUUUAUCUCUAGAACAGGUUUUUGUCAUGUGAUAUGAUGAUUUAUGUGUUUUGAAUCUGGUUGGUUGUAUGUUCUAAGUGUUCUGAUCAGUACUCUGCUCAUUUUACUGUCUGCUUUUGAGACAUUAUAAUUAUUAUUAUAGGAAAUAAACAACCAAUAUCUAUUUUUCUAAUAAAUGUACCCUUGCAUAUCAAAACUCACAGAAGAUUGUUUGUUUGGUUAUUAGAUGUUUGUAUAUUCUGGACUGGAAUAACUACGGAAUCCGCCAUAUGAUGUACUUUUGUAUUUUGCACUGUGAAACAGGAGGGAGAUUAUUCUUUUUUUCAAAUAUUUAAUGUUUAAUUGUGGAAAUAAAAAGACUAUGAAAAUGCCUUGAUUUUCCCAGCGUCUUUGUGCUUUGUGUUUCUUUGACAAAUAUUAUUCUUUCACAGACUGUUUUCUUCCCUUUUGGUGUUUUGCCAGUAAAAGUCAGUGAAUCGGUUUUCAACAUCUGGCAUACAGCAUUCUUAUUAUUAUUUAUGACUAUAACAUCUGCUUCUUCAUCAAAACGCGCACAUUUAUGCACACGCACACACAAAGUCUUUAUAAAAUGUGUGAAAUUACUGGCGAUGCAGAUUAAUGAAAUGUGGUUUAUUGUUCACGGUCACAUCACAAUUCUGCAUGCGGAAAGACAAGGAACAGAGAAGCAAACAGACUUGCAGGCGAAGGGUGGGAUGAAGAGGUCCACAGGAAUACGAUAGCAUUUUCAUGUUCUGGCCGAGAUAAAAAUGCAGCGUACUAUCAGUUCCUGUUUGACAGGAAGUGCUCUGG
This is a messenger RNA of Sinocyclocheilus grahami, 6143 nucleotides long. RefSeq names its product coagulation factor VIII-like. Gene Ontology annotation, molecular function: oxidoreductase activity; copper ion binding; signaling receptor activity. The transcript is spliced from 25 exons. The coding region runs from base 28 to 5091 and encodes 1687 amino acids. Gene Ontology annotation, cellular component: plasma membrane. NCBI's taxonomy places the organism in Eukaryota, Metazoa, Chordata, Actinopteri, Cypriniformes, Cyprinidae. The record is from RefSeq and is a predicted model, not a curated record.